Penicillium digitatum Pd1 is the source of this 2355-nucleotide messenger RNA. Its product is annotated as putative LPXTG-motif cell wall anchor domain protein. Lineage: Eukaryota; Fungi; Ascomycota; Eurotiomycetes; Eurotiales; Aspergillaceae. The record is from RefSeq and is a predicted model, not a curated record.
AUGGCUGCAGGUCCCCGUGACCAUUUGCACCAGGUCGAUCAGCGUGACUAUGACCACGACCAGCAUUUCCAACAAUCCCGACAUUUUCCUCACUCGCGUUCUUCGUCAUUGCACACUCGCUUCGAUGGCCCCACAGAUGAAACACUCAAUCUAACCACCAAACGCUCCUUAUUGCACCGCGCCCGGCGCUCCGUCCUAAGCUUCAGCUCACCCAGCCCCCGAGCUUCUGAAUCCCCUUAUGCCCCGAAGAGGCCCAGACAAGACGAAUCACAUCAAGAUCGCCCUGAUGUGAAGAGAACCAUGCCAUCAAGUCUGGCUGAUUCUGGAGCGACCAGAACCCUAAAUGACAAUCCUCGCUUUCUAAACGGCCCGCUAAAUGGUACACAUCGGGGGAUCGAGGACAAGUCCUCGAUGGACGAGGGCCGCCCAAAGAACGAGGAUGUGUUCCUAAAUAUUGCGAGAACCGAUUCUGCCCGUCGCGACUCGAUAGGUCGCUCGGAUUUUAGACGGUCACGGCUUGGUUAUUCUAGCCAAAGCUUACGGUCGCCAACGACUGAACCAACUCCCUCACCCGAUCAGCGAUAUAGCCAUCUCGACAACCCCUUGCAUUUCCAAUCCGAUUCCCCCGCUACUCCCUACAGCUCCCUCCACACUCCGGCGUCAUCCACCCAUCCUCUGGACGACCCAAGUCGCUUCCGCUACAGCAGCUUGGGAUCUGGUGCGCGAUCCGUUGUCGGCGUUCCACGAAGCCGCUUCAGCCGCACAAGCCCAGAAUCUUCACCGCGCACACCUUCUGCUGCUGAGGAGAAAGAGCGCCGCUCCUCUCUAAACGAUCCGCGCAACAAUCGCCUUUCGGGACUGUCUACAAUCAGAACCAGUCGGCAACCGUCUGCCUCGGAGGUGACUGGGCGACCGCGCGCCGAUACAGACCGAUCGCGCGCUGAUGGAACCGAGUCGACCUUGUCCACCACGGCCCCAUCCACUGUCUGGGACGAAUUGGAUGAUCUCAAAGAUCGGAUCAAGAAGCUGGAAAUGACUGGGAAGCUACCUCCAUCGUCUUCAGCGGCGAUGUACACCCCUACCAAUGAGAGACCGCGGACGGCAAACACGGCCACUACCACCUUAUCCUCCCCACCGAAACAACGCCGCAAAGUCAGCGACUCAACAGCAGAGACGGAACAUAGCCCGGUGCAUCCGAUUCUGCAAUCCGCACUGGCCAAGGCUAAAGUUGUCUUGAGCGGUGACGUGUACACCUCCCUUGAAGCGACUAUUACCGAUGCUCUAAACCUUUCCACCGCGUUGGGCGUCAAUACCGCUCCGUCGGGCACCGCUUCUGUUGUGAAUGGAUACACCUCACCUGAACGACAUGCUCGCCGCAAAGCGGACAGUGUGUGCCGCAGCCUGACCGAACUCUGCCUAGCCUUGACGGAUGAGCAACUAAAGAAUACCCGACUUUUGUCGAGCCGCGAGACAGGCGUGCAGCCCCAAUUAUCGAAUGGCACCGGGGUUGCUCGCUUGUCGAUACCACUGUAUCAGCGAAAUGCGAGCCUGGAGCCUGAAGGAGUUGAACGGCGCCAUAGCACGACUCGUAUCUCCAGUCGCCUUGAUGCACGUCGAGUGUCCAUGGCCAAUUCCAGCCCUGGAAACACGACAGAUGUGAAACAGAGUCCAACCCAAUCUCCCGGCAUGUCUAUGCCAGCCAGUCGUCUCAAUCGCAUGCCGAGUUCCCUCCGCAGCCGCAGGCUGACAAUUGGCGAGGAGAACGGAGGGACUGAAAGCCCACCUAGUCCCUCGGUCUCCAGAGCCAAUACAGAGGUUGGUAUCUCACUUCCGACGCAAGCCAUACCCUCUCCUCGGCAACGAUUCUCCCAAGGUCACACUUUGUCCCGCUCCAUUUCCGGUAUGCAGCAGGACCAGAGCGGCUUCGGAUACCCCCCUCGCUCCCCACAAUACCAACCCUCCCAAGUCCCUCAGCCGCAGGUGCAGUUUGCACAACCUCGGACACCGACUCUCUCAUCCAGUCUCUCCUUCCGCCGAAGCUACUUGAACCCUGCUACGUACCCUCCUGCGACAUCCCGCUCCAACAUCCAGGCUGGGUCUCGCCGGUACGGCCUCACGCCCAGCUUCUCUUCCAACAAUUUACAUGGAUCUCCUGUCGAAGAAGGUCUGCGUUCGUCUCAACUGGAACCUUCCCAAACCCGGAUCUCGACUCCAUCGAGCAAGAUGGCAACCAGCUACACACCAAUCCAACCUCCACGACUGCGAACGAACAGCUUGGGAGCACGGAGAUUUGGUCUGCGAAACCGUGCCCCGGCCACCCCCAACAAUGUAAGCCUCGACGACAGCAUUGAUUAA